This is a messenger RNA of Ipomoea nil (Japanese morning glory), 2707 nucleotides long. RefSeq lists its product as uncharacterized. NCBI's taxonomy places the organism in Eukaryota, Viridiplantae, Streptophyta, Magnoliopsida, Solanales, Convolvulaceae. The coding region runs from base 349 to 2451 and encodes 700 amino acids. The transcript has 6 exons. The record is from RefSeq and is a predicted model, not a curated record.
CUACUUUCUGACGUUACAUUGUCGACUCCCAAAAACGACACCGUGGUAGACAGGUAGUGUCAUUUUGACCGAGUGGCCUCCUCGUUCUUCCCCCAAAACCCCGGUCCCCGGCGCCUGUCUCCACACCCACCCUCACACCGGUACUUGAGGUACACAUCCGUUUAUCUUUCUUCCACAGCCGGUCGCUUUUUUACUCCGUCACCGGCAAACGUCAUCAUCCUCCUUUCCGUCUUAGGGUUUUUACUAUCUUCGCUAAAACCCUCCUCCCCCGCUCCAUAACCGUUUCGCGGGAAAACAAAGUCCAAUCUUAGAAAGAAAUACUCACAUACGUCAUACGGAGAGUUAAAAAUGGUUGAGAAAUCGGGUAAGCGGAAAAAGUGCUCCGUCAGUGAAGAAGAUAUCUCUACUCUUCUACAGAGGUACAACGCGACGACAGUGCUGGCAUUGUUGCGAGAGGUGGCGCAGGUUACGGAGGUGAAAAUCGAUUGGAAUGAGUUGGUGAAGAAGAGCAGCACUGGGAUUACAAAUGCUAGGGAGUACCAAAUGCUGUGGCGUCAUUUGGCUUAUCGCCAUGGAUUGGCUGAUAGGCUGGAUGACAGUGCAUUACCUCUGGAUGAUGAUAGUGAUUUAGAAUAUGAAUUGGAAGCUUCUCCAGCAGUUAGCAGUGAAGCUUCAGCAGAGGCUGCUGCAUGUGUGAAGGUCUUUAUUGCUUCUGGGGUGCCAAACGAUUCCUAUUUGUCAAAUGGCACAAUUGUUGAGGCUCCAUUGACUAUAAAUAUUCCCACUGGGCAAACGUGUAGGAACCCUUCAGAUAAUUGUUACCAAAGUAUUUCGCAAGGGACAAAUAUUACAGUUCCAGUUUUUGUGCAAAAGCAACCGCUUCCCAAUGUCGCAUCAGCUGAGGGGUUAGAUACCAAUGGAGCAUCAAAUGCAACCUUGCCUCCUCGUCGAAAAAGAAAACCAUGGUCUGAAGCAGAGGACUUGGAACUUAUUGCUGCGGUUCAAAAAUGUGGUGAAGGAAAUUGGGCAAAUAUCUUGAAAGGGGAUUUUAAGGGUGACAGAACAGCUUCACAGCUUUCUCAGAGGUGGGCAAUUAUUAGGAAGCGACAAGGCACCUUGGUUGGGAACAGCUCACAACCCACAGAGGCUCAAUUAGCAGCUCGUCGUGCAAUGUCCCUGGCUCUUGAUAUGCCUAUGGGUGAUAAUUUGAAAGCAGUUUGCUCAAUCAAUACUGCAGGGGCAAACACAAAUAUCUCACCUGGUAACCCUGCUAAUCCUCCUGCUGCGGAGACUUCAUUUGUUGGUACCCAAUCCCAGAAUCAUCUGGGUCAGCAACAAGACUCUGGAAUGGCGUCACAGAAGCCAGGAACACUGGGACCUUCAAAAGCACGAGUGCCUCCAAAAAAGCCACCGACAAAGACAACCCUCAGCCCAGAUUCAAUGGUCAAAGCAGCUGCAGUUGCUGCUGGGGCUCGCAUUGCUACCCCUUCAGAUGCUGCAUCACUGCUUAAGGCUGCACAGUCUAUGAAUGCUGUCCGUAUAAUGCCUGGAGGAGGAGGCCCUAUGGUUAAACCACCUGCUGUUGGUGCAAAUGCAUUACCCAGUAAUGUGCACUUCAUUCGUACUGGUUUAUUGUCUCAUUCAAAAACACUGCCGAAUGCCACGCGAACUGGACCUCAGCCAGUUCAAGGCCACUCCGCAAAACCUGCAUCACAAAUAGUUCAGUCUAACCUGUCUAGUACUACUAUCUCAGGACCCAAAGCUUCAAAUGAGGUGCCAAAUGGUACAAACUCUAGUCUAGCUGCUGAGCUUGAUGUAAAAACCGUUGAAGAUGCUGUUAUCUCAGGACCAAAAGCCUUGGCUGAGGUGCCAAAUGGUACUAACUCUACUUCAGUGUCUAAGGUGCCAAAUGGUACCAACUCUACUCCAGCAUCUGAGCUUGACACAAAAACUGCAAAGGAUUCUGUUAUCUCUGGCUCGGAAACUGUAAUGGAAAAGCCAGCCAAAGAGAGUCGAGCACCUGGCCCAUGCAAUUCCCCUGAAGGCAAUAAAGCUGCUUCCACCAAAGAAGUGCCAUUGGAGUUGGCCCAAGUGGACCAAACUGCUAUUCCAGCCAAAGAGAAGAUUGAAGAAACUUGUUUUUCAGGUGAUGCACCAAAGGAGAAUGGACAAAGGGAUCAAGCCUCUGUUUCUACAGCUAGUGCUGCAAACAUUUGUGUUCAAGAAAAGCAAAUCAACUCUUCAUCAACGACUGAUGUAACUACAGUCAAAUGUUCUGCUAAUGACCGCAACCAGGCUGAGGUUGAGUGUGCAAGCUCAAAUGACAACAGUGCAAUAGUUUCACCAGUUGGGAACACUAGCAAGGAGAUGAAUGAAAAGCAACCCGCAAAUAGAAAUCAAAUAGACCCGUCGAGUAUGGCUGUGGAUGGGGCUGAUGAGGAAGUAACUUGAAGAGAGAAUACUGGAGAGUAAUGGCGUUCUCUUGGUCCUCCAUUGUACGUAUUGUUUGAUUCUCAACCACUGCAGUAUACCCAAACACCCCCCACCUUCCUUCCCUGUUUGCCAUUUCUUUUCUCUAUAUAGGUUUGUAGAUGUAGCACGCAAAGAAAGGUAUACAGUGUUUAUAUAUCUGUAUGGCCUGUGUAAACUAAUAUUUUUUUUAAUUGUUUCUGUAUGGAUGGUUAAAUAUGUUAAUGAGCUAUAGUGA